Messenger RNA from Phascolarctos cinereus (koala), 999 nucleotides. NCBI's taxonomy places the organism in Eukaryota, Metazoa, Chordata, Mammalia, Diprotodontia, Phascolarctidae. The record is from RefSeq and is a predicted model, not a curated record.
AUGGGACUUUGGAAGCAAUGUCUUUUUGUGCUGGCUCUCCUUAUAACCGUGAUUUUUGUGUUCUUUUAUAAUCGUAAAUUGCUGGUACAAAAGAGGAUCCAGAGAACAACUAUUUAGAAUGCUGCUGAAUUAGCAGAAGUCUGUAAUCAAAUUAUAAAAGGAGAGACCUUUCUUUUGAACAAAAGUGUGCUAAGAACUUCAGACAGUGUGAUUACCUGUAGCCAACAACUGAUUCAGAAUCACUAUAUAACAAAAACUCUGUCAGAAGAAGAGCUCAAGUUUCCUUUGGCCUACAUAAUAGUUAUACACAAAGACUUCGAAACCUUUGAGAGACUCUUCAGGGCAGUUUACAUGCCCCAGAAUGUUUACUGUGUUCAUGUGGAUAAGAAGGCAGCCCUUGAGUUUUAUGUAGAAGUGGGAGAAUUUCUGAACUGUUUUCCCAAUGCUUUCCUUGCCUCAAAGAUGGAAUAUGUAGUCUAUACUGGAAUAUCCAGGCUCCAGGCUGACCUGAACUGCAUGAAAGACCUUGCAGCCUCUGAGGUUCAGUGGAAGUACAUUAUUAACACUUGUGGGCAAGAUUUCCCUCUGAAAACCAAUAAGGAAAUAAUCCAGCAUUUGAAAGGAUUUAAAGGGAAAAAUGUCACCCCAGGGGUGCUGCCUCCUGAGUAUAUGAUUUGGAGAACUAAAUAUAGCCAUGAAGAGCAUGCGGGUCCAGUUGUAUUUUUUAUUAACCAAACCCGGACAUUAAAAACCCCACCUCCCCACAAUCUGACCAUUUACUUUGGUUCGGCUUAUGUUGCCCUCAUCAGGGAUUUUGUCAACUUUGUUCUCCAAGACCAACGGGCCAUUGAUUUAUUUGAGUGGUCUAAGGACAGCUACAGUCCUGAUGAGCACUUCUGGGUGACUCUCAGUAGGAAUCCAGGGAAGUUCCGUGGCCUACAAGGGGCAAGGCAUCUCCUCGGAACGUUGCUGCAGGGAGGCUCUGAGAGGCUUCUGUAG